CGCUGGGUCGAGACUAGUUGAUAGAUCUGGGGCAGUAUUUACGUUCCCUAAAUGAAAGGGAGGGAUGUGUACAGGAGUAAAGCAUUUUUUUUGCUUUCAAUAACGGACCCUGCAUCGUGACCAUGAUUUGGCGAGUUGCGGUCUGGCGCAGCGGAAACUACUGGGCCUGCGCCGUAGCAACCGCGUUCCCAGAUGCUGCUGGUAGCAGCGCGGGAGCGGAGCGGAGCGGACCGGAUCCAACGCCUCUGCCCCGGCUGGCAGGAGAUGUUCCAGCAAGUUCACCGCUUCCGCUCCUCCCAGCGAUCCGAUAGGAUAGAGUGGCGCGGCCCCGGAAGUGACGCGCACGAGCUGCCUUCCGCUUCCGGCCUGGCGAGAGCGCGCUGUGCCGACAUGAAGCUGCUCACCCACAACCUGCUGAGCUCGCAUGUGCGGGGGGUGGGGCCUCGGGGCUUCCCCCUGCGCCUCCAGGCCACCGAGGUCCGCAUCAACCCUGUGGAGUUCAACCCGGACUUCGUGGCGCGUAUGAUUCCCAAGGUGGAGUGGGCGGCGCUUCUGGAGGCGGCCGAAACCCUGCAUCUGGUCGAGGUGCCCAAAGGCCCGGUUCAGGGCUAUGAGCAGGAUGAGAAGUUCCUGAGGCAGAUGCACCACGUGCUGCUGGAGGUGGAAGUCUUGGAGGGCACUUUGCAGUGCCCAGAGUCUGGACGCCUGUUCCCCAUUAGCCGCGGGAUCCCCAACAUGCUGCUGAGUGAUGAGGAGACCGAGGCAUAACUGUGCCAGGCACCGUUUCUGUGACCUUGUUUUUGUCUGUCGUGUUUACUUGUUGUAUCUCCAGCCCUUGACCCAGUGACAUCAGACACGCAGUGUUCUUGAGCUCGGUAUUAUAUUUUUUUCUCAUUAAAGGUUCAAAACCAAAAGCGGUUUCUCUUUGCAGCAAAUAUACAUUAAAAUAGAGUCUCUGUACAGCCAAGGGCUCUGGGCCCUGACUUGCCCCAUGUCCCUGCGCCUCCCUGGCCAAACCCAAAAAUAAAUAUAGUGUUAUUGCUCUGCAGGGCAUGGAGGCAGUGCUCUCCCUGCCCCCUGAGGAGGCUGGGUGGAAGUUGAUGGGGUGGGGGGGCCCUGGCCUCCCCAGGGGUCCAGGGGCUGGAGCCUGCUUGGAGUUAUUGCUUCAAGGGGGGGCAGUAAUGCCCAAUGCAAAUGAUGAGGAGAGGAGCGAAGGGGGCAGGGGCCUUUGCUCUCCAUUCCCCUCUGCUCUGGAGAGGGGGUCGGAUUAAGCAGCAGCAAAAGCAUCACCCACUGGGAGACUCUGGCCUCCACUCCCUUCCCUCCCUGAGAUCAGGCUUCUGCCCCGCACUCGUCCCCUGCAGCCCCCUAUGGCUUCCGCAAGGCCCCCUGUGCUCUGGGGGCACAUUAUGGCUUGCUAGGGGCAGCACUGUGCCAAGUGUGGGCACACACAUUCCCAGCUUCUAACACCCCCGGGGAGGGGAGGGCAUAGGGCCUGCUCCCAGGGACUGAUGAUAUUGCCCUGGUCCUGCCAGCAGGCUGUGGCACUGCCCAGACCUCAGCUCUGCCCCCUUAGGGCU
Condylura cristata (star-nosed mole) is the source of this 1580-nucleotide messenger RNA. RefSeq names its product tRNA methyltransferase 11-2 homolog (S. cerevisiae) (gene TRMT112). NCBI's taxonomy places the organism in Eukaryota, Metazoa, Chordata, Mammalia, Eulipotyphla, Talpidae. Gene Ontology annotation, biological process: peptidyl-glutamine methylation; tRNA methylation; rRNA (guanine-N7)-methylation. The record is from RefSeq and is a predicted model, not a curated record. The transcript is spliced from 4 exons. Bases 193 to 768 code for a protein of 191 amino acids. Gene Ontology annotation, molecular function: protein heterodimerization activity.